Messenger RNA from Daldinia caldariorum, 1156 nucleotides. RefSeq names its product nucleophile aminohydrolase. The transcript is spliced from 4 exons. The record is from RefSeq and is a predicted model, not a curated record. Gene Ontology annotation, cellular component: nucleus; proteasome core complex, alpha-subunit complex; proteasome core complex. NCBI's taxonomy places the organism in Eukaryota, Fungi, Ascomycota, Sordariomycetes, Xylariales, Hypoxylaceae. Bases 265 to 1002 code for a protein of 245 amino acids. Gene Ontology annotation, biological process: proteasome-mediated ubiquitin-dependent protein catabolic process.
UGCAAACAAGACAGGUACCUAAACCCGAGCUUCGUAAACGGCAGCAGCCUUGAGCUUUGGAAGCUUACAUAGUACCUAUUACCUAGCAGUACCGCACCCAAGGUUAGGUAGCACUGAAGUAAACGCAAGUAAAUCCGUAGCCUCUUCGACCUCCCGCUCCCCAUUUCAAACCAAACCCUUCAUUUCAAACCGACGCAUAACUUCUCGACCUAACGACCCCAUAACCUUCGUUUAUAGAAAGUCUUUUUUUAUAAAUCUUCCAAGAUGUUUAUGGCAAGAUCUGAAUACGACCGGGGUAUCAAUACCUUCUCCCCCGAAGGACGUCUCUUCCAGGUCGAAUACUCGCUUGAGGCUAUCAAACUCGGCUCGACAGCAAUCGGCGUCGCAACGUCGGAGGGUGUGGUUCUGGGCGUAGAGAAGCGCGUGACGUCGACGCUGCUAGAGACCUCGUCCGUAGAGAAGAUCGUCGAGAUCGACCGUCACAUCGGCUGCGCCAUGUCCGGACUGCAAGCCGACGCCCGCAGCAUGGUCGAGCACGCCCGUGUCGAGUGCCAGAACCACGCAUUCAACUACAACGAGAACCUGCGCGUCGAGAGCUGCACCCAGGCCAUCUGCGAUCUCGCUCUGCGCUUUGGCGAGAGCGCCGACGGCGAGGAGAGCAUCAUGAGCCGUCCCUUCGGUGUCGCUCUCCUGAUCGCCGGCUAUGACGAAGACGGCCCACAGCUCUACCACGCCGAACCUAGCGGCACAUUCUACCGCUACGACGCCAAGGCCAUCGGCUCCGGAAGCGAGGGUGCCCAAGCAGAACUACAAAAUGAAUACCACAAGUCUCUUACGAUCAAAGAUGCGGAGACGCUAGUCCUGAAGACGCUGAAGCAAGUGAUGGAGGAGAAGCUCGACUCGAAGAACGUGCAGCUGGCGAGUGUAACUAAAGAGCGCGGUUUCAGGAUAUACACGGAUGAGGAGAUGGCCCAAGUCGUGGAGAGACUACCUGCCAACUAAAGGGAGAAACAGGGAGUUGGUUGGACCACAAGAACCUAGUACUAACGGAACUGCAGCAUAGUACAAUUAUCUACCUAGGUAGACAAGGGAUUAGGGUGAAAGAUUCUAUCUCGUCGAGAGCUUGAUUAUACUCGCGGAUAUUCUUAGAGAAGGA